AUCACUUCCGAAAAGCUAAAUGGAAAGAAUUAUAUGUCUUGGUCUGCUGCUGUAGAAAUGUGGUUCCUUGGUCAAGGACGUUAUGACCACCUUGAGCAGGAUGGGAGUCAAGUACCUUCUGACAUAGCUGAACAAUGGAAACAAGCUGAUUUUCAAUUGUGUGCCCUCUUGUGGCAAUCUGUGGAACCCCGACUUUUGAUAUCUCUUAGAGCCUUCAAGACAUGUCACACUUUUUGGAAGAAAGCUCAAAGCAUUUAUGCUAAUGAUAUUCAACGUCUCUAUGAUACCGCAAACAAGCUCGCCUGUCUCAAAAUGACAGACCAUGAUAUGGUCUCCUUCAUGACUGAAGCCCAAGCAGCUGUGGAAGAAUUGAGAAUGUUCUUGGAAGUGGAAUCUUCGGAAGAUAUCAAAAAGAAGCUUGACAAGUAUUAUAUGGUGAUGAUCCUCCGUGCUUUGCAUCCAGAUUUGAAUCACAUCAGAGAUCAACUUCUGACAAGUCAUGAAGUCCCUUCUAUGGAAGCCUUAACCACACGUCUUCUUCGUGUUCCUGUGCCUCAGUCUCAGGAAGCUCAUGAAACAAUAGCACCAUCUCUCAUGGUUGCCACGCGAGGAAGAGGAGGACGUGGAACUAGAGGAGGAGGACGUGGAGGUCGGGGAAAUCAACAGUGCUCUUACUGUAAGAGGAUGGGUCACAUCCGAGAAAACUGCUACUCCUUGCAUGGCUUUCCUUCAAAAACUGCCAAUAUAUCUCAGGCUGAAACUUCCACUUCCAACUCCAAGUUUACUGAGGAAGAGUAUCAAGAGUAUCUGCGCUUAAAGUCUAACAGCUUGGCACAAUCAUCUCAGUCCUCAAGUACGUCCACAGCUUGCAUUUCUCAAUCCAUGGCAGGUCCAAAUUCAUGGGUAAUUGACUCGGGUGCUUCUGAUCACAUUUCUGGAGCGUGGCUCGGGGAGACAGAUUGGAGAAGGAUAUGAAGCUGGAGGUUUAUACCAUUUUGGAUUUCGUCCACGGGUAUCUUGUGUUGCUGCUCUUCCCCCUAAAGUGUUACAUGAUCGGUUUGGCCAUCCUAACUUG
Vigna angularis (adzuki bean) is the source of this 1075-nucleotide messenger RNA. RefSeq lists its product as uncharacterized. Bases 34 to 975 code for a protein of 313 amino acids. The record is from RefSeq and is a predicted model, not a curated record. Gene Ontology annotation, molecular function: zinc ion binding; nucleic acid binding. Lineage: Eukaryota; Viridiplantae; Streptophyta; Magnoliopsida; Fabales; Fabaceae. The transcript is spliced from 2 exons.